Lepus europaeus (European hare) is the source of this 3092-nucleotide messenger RNA. It is a transcript of the gene SUN1, whose product is annotated as Sad1 and UNC84 domain containing 1. Gene Ontology annotation, molecular function: protein-membrane adaptor activity. The transcript has 20 exons. Gene Ontology annotation, cellular component: nuclear envelope; meiotic nuclear membrane microtubule tethering complex. Gene Ontology annotation, biological process: nuclear envelope organization. The record is from RefSeq and is a predicted model, not a curated record. Bases 41 to 2509 code for a protein of 822 amino acids. NCBI's taxonomy places the organism in Eukaryota, Metazoa, Chordata, Mammalia, Lagomorpha, Leporidae.
ACUAAAACAGCGCAGAAGUGUGAGCAAAGCAGCGUUUAGUAUGAACCACACAUCACGGAGGACCACGGUCUCGGGCGCCGACCAGAGUUUCUCCCGCAGUCUGCACGGUGCUGCAGCUCUGCGGCCUCACGUGCUGGACGAGUCUCUGAUCCGCGAGCAGACGGAAGUGAACCACUUCUGGGGGCUUGACGACGACGGCGAUGUUAAAGGUGGAGGUAAAGCCACCAUUCAGGGAAAUGGAGACUUGGCAGCGAGGGCUGCCGAAGCCACCGGGCACAACGGGUACACCUGCAGUGCCUGCAGCCUGCUCUCUGAGCGCAGGGACGCCCUCACCGCACACCCCACCUCCCGCGUCUAUGCUGGGGACAGGACUCAGAAACGCGGCGCGUCGUCCCCCACGGAUAGGAUUCUGUGGCUGGCCAAAUGCACUUCGGCGUCUUUGUCGUCGUUCUUAGUCCACCUUUUUCACGUGGUUUUAAUGAAGCUCAAUUACGAAUCAGAAAAUUACAAAUUGAAAAGUCAUGAAUCAAAAGAGUAUGAAUCAGAGAGCUUUGAGUCAGGAAGCCGUGCACCCACAGCUCAUGCCAGUUGCUAUGGGAGCGUGAACGUGACAGAGCUCAGCGAGGACGGCCACCUUGGUGGGCGCGGGGUGUCGCUGUGCAAGGACGGUGAGGGGACGCAGCGCCUUGAGACACACGCGGCCACCCAUUCACAGUCGUCCGGGCCACGCCGCGUGGCAGGGACCGUGGGGCGCCUCUGUGCCCAUGCAGGUCACCUCCUGGUGCAGACGCUGCAGAGGGUCCGAGCUGCAGGUUGCCGCGUGUCCAGGACGCUGUGGUCCGUUCUGUGGCUGGCCCUGGUGACUCCAGGUGGGAAGGCAGCCUCCGGCGUGUUCUGGUGGCUGGGGGUCGGAUGGUACCAGUUUGUCACCUUGGUUUCCUGGCUGAAUGUGUUUCUUCUGACGAGGUGCCUUCGAAAUAUUUGCAAGUUUUUCCUGUUGCUCAUCCCACUGUUGCUUUUCCUUGGUGCCGGCCUCUCCCUGUGGGGCCAGGGUGGCUUCCUCUCCUCCUGGCCUGUGUUCAGCUGGCCAGACCUGCAGGGGACACAGAAGGCCGAUGACCCCAGCGACGUGUUCGGACCUGCAACCUCCCGCCUGGACCUGCCUCCGGGGGGCGACGACAGGGCGUCCCAGCGGCACUGGAUGAGUGGCGUGGAUCAGCAGAUGACUUCUCUGGCUGGCUGGUGCCACACCCAUGACGAGCAGCUCCGGGGGCUGACGCUGUCCCUGCAGAAGCUGCAGGCGCGGGUGGACCGGCUGGACGAGGGCCGGGCAGGGCUGUCCUCGUGGGUGAAGGACGUGGUCGGGCAGCAGCUGCAGGAGGCGGAGGCUGCCAGGCUGCCGGGCACUCAGAUUGAUUUUACGGCUUUGCACCGAGAACACGAGGCGCGCAUCUCCGCCCUGGAAGGGCUCCUCGGAAAACUGGCAGAAAAGUCCGAGGCCAUCCAGAGGGAUCUUGAACAGACGGAGCUCAGGACAGCAAGCGGCGGCGAGGAGCAGCAGCGCCUGCUGGCCAGCGUGAAGCACUUGGAGCUGGAGCUGAGCAGCCUGCGGGCACAGGUGUCCGACUGGCAGCGCCUGCAGAGCGGCUGUGCGAGGGUGGACGCGGCCCGGGACCAGGUGGAGGCCCAGGUCAGAGAGGCGGUGAGACUCCUGCUCUCCGAGGGCCAGCAGGACGAGGUCCUGGAGCAGCUGCUGCACCGGCUCUCCGCGCACUUCGUGAGCAAGGAGGACCUGCAGCUGGCUCUGCGUGCGCUGGAGCUGCAGGUGCUGAGCAACGUCUCGCGCCACAUCGCCGGGACCGGGCAGGGGCCCACGCCUGAGGCCGUGCUGGCCGCCGUCAACGAGGCAGGCAUCUCUGGCAUCACAGAGGCGCAAGCUCAGGUCAUCGUGAACAACGCUCUGAAGCUGUACUCCCAGGACAAGACCGGGAUGGUGGACUUCGCGCUGGAGUCUGGAGGCGGCAGCAUUCUGAGCACGCGCUGCUCCGAGACCUACGAGACCAAGACCGCGCUCAUCAGCCUGUUCGGGAUCCCUCUGUGGUACUUCUCACAGUCGCCCCGUGUCGUCAUCCAGCCCGACAUCUACCCGGGGAACUGCUGGGCGUUCAGGGGCUCCCAGGGCUACCUGGUGGUGAGGCUGUCGAUGCCCGUCUGGCCGGCCACGUUCACGCUGGAGCACAUCCCGAAGACGCUGGCACCCACCGGCAGCAUCGCCAGUGCCCCCAAGGACUUCGCCGUCUACGGCUUAGAGAACGAGUACCAGGAAGAGGGGCAGCUCCUGGGACAGUUCACCUACGACCAGGAGGGCGACUCGCUGCAGAUGUUCCCUGUGCCGGAGAGGCCGGACAGAACGUUCCAGAUCGUGGAGCUGCGGAUUCUCUCCAACUGGGGACACCCCGAGUACACGUGUCUCUACCGCUUCAGAGUCCACGGGGAGCCGGCCGAGUGACGCCGCGGCCUGGCCGUGUACAUGUCUGUAUAUACGGAGAUGGCCGCCAGCACUGGAGGCCCCGGGGAUGGCGGCGGAGAGAGGCGGGAUGCUGUCGCUUCAUUAAACGUGCCGCCUGCGAGAGCGUGUGUGCUUAAGUGGCGGGAGCCCCCGGGCCGCCAGCCCCGCGUCCCUGGGCUGUGUCUCCUUCCCGCGGGAGGCGGCGUGGAGUCGAGGCCCGCGCUCAGCCUUGCUGUGGGCUCCUCGGGUGGCCGCCCUGACUCCAGGCUGCCGGGGCCAUCGCGCGCCGCUCGGGAGGCCCGUUUGGUUCUAAUGUUUCUUACACACAGACUGUUUUACCGCCCAGACUUCGUACAGGCGUCUGCGAGGCACUUGGGGCUGCGGCCGUCCCACUGGAGAGCUAUCUGUUUUACUGGUUGAGAGUCUGCCAUGCCUGCCGUAUCUUCAGAAACCACAGUGACGGUGCUGCUGUCCGGACUGCGGCCUGCACGGCACCCGGCGCUCAGUGACGGCGCUGCUGCCCGCACUGCGGCCUGCGCGGCACCCGGCGCUCAGUGACGGCGCUGCUGCCCGGGCUGCGGCC